Messenger RNA from Neoarthrinium moseri, 975 nucleotides. RefSeq lists its product as uncharacterized. Gene Ontology annotation, biological process: fatty acid beta-oxidation. The transcript has a single exon. Gene Ontology annotation, molecular function: enoyl-CoA hydratase activity. NCBI's taxonomy places the organism in Eukaryota, Fungi, Ascomycota, Sordariomycetes, Amphisphaeriales, Apiosporaceae. The record is from RefSeq and is a predicted model, not a curated record. The coding region runs from base 1 to 975 and encodes 324 amino acids.
AUGCAUAUGCUCUGUAAUUCACUCAACGCUGUGGCGACGCAAUUGCUGUCGCUGUCCUCGCCAGCAUUUCAAUCGCUAAUUCAACAGCGAGCCGUCUGGUGCCAAGAGCCUCAUGCGCAGGUAUCAACUCACGGAACUUUGACAUUCACCUACCCGUCUCCUAACAUUACGCGGGCCACGAUCAAUAAUGGGCCAGUAAACUUCGUCGACCGGCGAUUUACAGAUGACUUGUUGGACUUCUUGAUCCCCCUUGAGACGGUGACAGAGGACACGCCCAAGGUCGUGAUCUUCGACUCGUCAAACCCUAACUUUUGGUUGGGCCACAUCGACAUGAGGACACUGAAGACCCCUAUCACGGAUGAAAAGAAGCAGCUGGGUGCCGAUUACAUCAAAUUCACCCAAUUGCUCCAGAACAUCACCUCGACAAUCUUUAUCGCCGAGAUUGACGGUCGCGCAUUCGGUGCUGGGAACGAGAUCGCUGCGCAGAUGGAUAUGCGAUUCGUUGGACCACGUGCGCGCACUGGUUCCUUUGAGGAAGCUCUAGGCCUCGUCGCUGGAGGAGGAGGGCAGACGUAUAUGGGCUCCAUCCUCGGCAAGGCCAAGGCCAUGGAAUACCUGCUGGCGGCCAAGUCCUUCACUGGGCCUACGGGUGAGGCACUGGGCAUCUUUAAUAAGUACUACGACAAUUCGCAGGCGCUCAAGAACUCGGUUCUCGAACUCGCCCAGCGCAUCGCAUUAUUCCCGCGCGUCGCGCUGAACCAAACCAAGUCCGUGCUCAGCUUCCUGAACCCGCCCAACGACGCAUUCCAGCUCGACUUUGAGGCCUUCUACGACAUCGAACAAGGCCCGGUGCAGCAGGCAAACAUACGACGGUUCAUCGAGCUGAGCGAAGACCAGACUGCGAACCACUACGAAAUGGGCUUGGGGGAGAGUGUGAUGGCCUUGUAUGGACAGUGGGAUGGUGGCGUUGAGUAG